CAGAAGAAGAGGAAGUUCCCUCUGUCACAACAUCCUUCAGACGUCAUCGUGCUGAUUAUGUGUUAUUUUAAGGAUGUUCAGCACUCCGCAUGUGAAGGCCUGUGUGAAUCUGCUGUGGGUUCACAGACUGUCUCUCAGAGAUGCUCAUAUUCAUCUCCAGAACAGACACUUCUGCUCCAGAUCUGCUCUCACUCCUCCUCAUAGAUGUAUUUCUGCAGUGUCAGGAUCUUCUGAAUACUCCCGGACAUGCAUUAGCACUCGUUUGCUUUUAGCACGCAUGAACUUCAGCUGUGUACACUCAACGAACUCUGUCCUGCUGUUUGCACACCGCAGUUUGACUGCGUCUCCAUCAGCGCUCUCCACUAUAGUGAGUCCUGAAGGCUGCACGGGGAGACACACACACCGCUGGGGUCUAAAUCAGCAGUCGUGUGUUAGCAUUAGUGCAGGUCAUGUGUGCGCUGAGAGCCGACCCGCAGUGUUUGCGAUUCAGAGACGCAGACUGCACAGAAACGCACAGUUUGAGGAGUGUGUGUCUGCGCUGAACGAGGCGCGCUGCAGACGCUCGCUGCAGGCCAACGCUGCGCUGUACGAGCGGGACACACACCGCUGGGCCGCGGUGCUGGUGUGUCUGUGUGUGUCACGUGGAGAUCCAGCGCUGCUCUUCACACUCAGAUCUGCACAGCUGAAGGGCAGACACAAAGGAGACGUCAGCUUUGCAGGAGGAAAGAAGGACCCGUCAGACAGAACUGUUGUGGAUACGGCGCUCAGAGAGGCCGCUGAAGAGCUGGGAAUCCACAUCCCUGAGGAGAAGGUGUGGGGUGUGCUGAAACCCCUGCGGGAUAAGUGUGUUUCUCCCACUGUCUGCUCUUUUGCAGUCUGGAAUGAUGAUAGCGCCAGUAAUAGCCAACAUCGGCCCACUGGAGGCGCUCUCUUUCCAGCCGAACCCCAGUGAGGUGGAGGAGAUUUUCACCCUGACUCUGGAGCAUUUGUGUGAGCCCCGGAACCGAGGAUACACACACUUCCGCACGGGUGAGCGUUACGGGUACACACUGCCUGUGUUUCUCAGCCCGAAGCACCGGGUCUGGGGUCUGACAGCGGUGGCUCUGGAUCAGGCUCUGAAACUCAUCGUCCCACCAGAGCAGAUGCUGGAGCGCAGAGUAAUACAGCAGCAGCAGCAGCGGGACGCUUCAUAAACACACAGGUCACACACACAUUCAGCUGCAGGAAUGAAAUAUGGGUCAUAUUUGAGCAAUAAACAAAAGGGAUCAAGCGGUUCUGCUGUCACUGGGGCAGCCACACUGCAAAACAGGCUGUUCUUACUGAGAGUUUCUGUCUGGUUUCAAGUCCAAACAUCUAAAAACUCUUAAAUUAAUAAGCGUUUUCUAGACAUAUAGUGUUGUUUUCAGGAAUAAUGAGUCAAAAUAAAGAGAGAUUCUCCUUAAAACAAGCAGAAUAAUCUGACAAUUGUUUUGGAUUUGAAAUGACACUAUUUCUCUUCCGCAUUGGUAGAUUAUUCUGCUUGUUGUAAUGUAAAGCUCUAGUUCAGGCUUCACGUCUCUCUCUGUCACAUUGGCAAGAUUUUGAUAAUUAUGAGUUCUGCACUUUAUCCCAUUAUUGUAAAAACAUUUUAAAGCUGCAGUCUGUAACUUUUAUUUGCUUCUCUGAAAUAAAUGUUUGAGUUCAUGAGCUGGAAAUAUCUACUCGUCCUAGCCCGACUCAGUAAUGAUGCUUUAUUAUUGGAGUUUUGCUGAUAUGGAAACACAUCUGUGUAAACACAAGCCACUGAGGGCGGAGACUAUGCUAACGAAGGACUGACAAUUAAUUUUCUGUGGGUGGAGCCUAAACACAAGCCACUGAGGGCAGAGACUAUGCUAACGAAGGACUGACAAUUAAUUUUCUGUGGGUGGAGCCUAAACACAAGCCACUGAGGGCGGAGACUAUGCUAAUGAAGGACUGAUAAUUAUUUUUCUGUGGGUGGAGCCUAAACACAAGCCACUGAGGGCGGAGACUAUGCUAAUGGAGGACUGACAAUUAUUUUUUCUGUGGGUGGAGCCUAAACACAAGCCACUGAGGGCGGAGACUAUGCUAAUGAAGGACUGAUAAUUAUUUUUCUGUGGGUGGAGCCUAAACACAACCCACUGAGGGCGGAGACUAUGCUAAUGAAGGACUGACAAUUAUUUUUUUUCUGUGGGUGAAGCCUAAACAAGCCACUGAGGGCGGAGACUAUGAUAAUGAAGGACUGAUAAUUAUUUUUCUGUGGGUGGAGCCUAAACACAAGCCACUGAGGGCGGAGACUAUGCUAAUGAAGGACUGACAAUAAUUUUUCUGUGGGUGGAGCCUAAACACAACCCACUGAGGGCGGAGACUAUGCUAAUGAAGGACUGACAAUUAUUUUUUUUCUGUGGGUGAAGCCUAAACAAGCCACUGAGGGCGGAGACUAUGCUAAUGAAGGACUGACAAUUAAUUUUCUGUGGGUGGAGCCUAAACACAACCCACUGAGGGCGGAGACUAUGCUAAUGAAGGACUGACAAUAAUUUUUCUGUGGGUGGAGCCUAAACACAAGCCACUGAGGGCGGAGACCAUGCUAACGAAGGACUGAUAAUUAUUUUUCUGUGGGUGGAGCCUAAACACAAGCCACUGAGGGCGGAGACCAUGCUAACGAAGGACUGAUAAUUAUUUUUCUGUGGGUGGAGCCUAAACAUAAGCCACUGAGGGCGGAGACUAUGCUAAUGAAGGACUGAUAAUUAUUUUUCUGUGGGUGGAGCCUAAACACAAGCCACUGAGGGCGGAGACUAUGCUAAUGAAGGACUGAUAAUUAUUUUUCUGUGGGUGGAGCCUAAACACAAGCCACUGAGGGCGGAGACUAUGCUAAUGAAGGACUGACAAUUAUUUUUUUUCUGUGGGUGGAGCCUAAACACAAGCCACUGAGGGCGGAGACUAUGCUAAUGAAGGACUGAUAAUUAUUUUUCUGUGGGUGGAGCCUAAACACAAGCCACUGAGGGCGGAGACUAUGCUAAUGAAGGACUGACAAUUAUUUUUUCUGUGGGUGGAGCCUAAACACAAGCCACUGAGGGCGGAGACUAUGCUAAUGAAGGACUGAUAAUUAUUUUUCUGUGGGUGGAGCCUAAACACAAGCCACUGAGGGCGGAGACUAUGCUAAUGAAGGACUGACAAUUAUUUUUUUCUGUGGGUGGAGCCUAAACACAAGGCACUGAGGGCGGAGACUAUGAUAAUGAAGGACUGAUAAUUAUUUUUCUGUGGGUGGAGCCUAAACACAAGCCACUGAGGGCGGAGACUAUGCUAAUGAAGGACUGACAAUUAUUUUUUCUGUGGGUGGAGCCUAAACACAAGCCACUGAGGGCGGAGACUAUGCUAAUGAAGGACUGACAAUAGGUGCCUUCGACUUGAACCACAGCUGCAGUCGUUGAUCAACGAGAUUAGCCGAGCACAGGCGGGGACGGAGUUGAAAACUGAGCUGGACAGCCGGACACUUCGGGGCUCAAAGUUGCUGCAUGGUGUGAUCAUUUAUUUAUUUAUUGCAAUAACAACAAAAGAUUUACAGUACAGAUAAAUCAGAAUACAGUCUCCACAGACUAUAGUUCAUUUUUAAAUAAUACAGGAAUUAUAAAUUAAUUGAAGUAGCAUACUGUACAACAAACGCAUGAGAAAUAAGGGGAAAACGAGAGGGCACAUAAGAAGGAAAUGCAUAUCCAUGAAUAGGGUUAUUUUGGAUAAUGAAAGCAUUUUUAAAAAGCACUUUAGUCCAAAAAGAUUGAACAAAAGGACCAAAAUAAAUGAGCUACACUUUAAGUAGAAGUUUCCCAGCAAGAGCAGGUACAUCAAUGUCAAACUUCAGCAUAAACGGCUAGACUGGAAAGAAGUAUUUUAUUUUAAUUUCUAUUUUUAUAUUUAAUAAAAUAUUUUGUUUACUUCAUUUGUUAAGAAACCUUUAUAGGGGUGUCAGGGUCAAUGAUGAUAUUUAUUUUAUUAUUAAUUAAACAAGUCUGUAAGACUGAAAUUUGUGAGACUGAUAUUGUCCAAUAAUAAACCCGAACACACGUGGUUGUUGUCAUGCGGUGAACUCGUGUAAUAUCAGUGUCAUCAUCGCAACUCCAGCAGUCGCUCUUCAAAUGCUGCACCAGCUGAAUCAGUCAUCUGAUCUCGGAGCGCUGUCGCGGUACUUUGAAGCCACAUGUGACCGUCACGUGGCGUCGGCGCAGCGUCAAUCAUUUCUUACCAGCGUGCACCGCUUUUAGACAGAUUUCUAUUGAUUUGCACAGCGCUGCAUGAAGUCGAACGCACCUAAUUAUUUCUGUGGGUGGAGCCUAAACACAACCCACUGAGGGCGUGGACUAUGCUAAUGAAGGACUGACAAUAAUUUUCUGUGGGUGGAGCCUAAACACAACCCACUGAGGGCGUGGACUAUGCUAAUGAAGGACUGACAAUAAUUUUCUGUGGGUGGAGCCUAAACAUAACCCACUGAAUGCGGAGACUAUCCUAAUGCAGGACUGUCAGUCAUUGCCUGUGGGUGGAGCCUAAACACACCCCACUGCAGGACCGUCAGGCGUCGUGGUGCUGCGCUGCUAUGAAGAUGAUCAAGUGUCAUGUGGUCUGUUAUUCACACUGAAUGUGUUGUUCAGUCCCCCAGUCUGACCCUGAGAGGUCGUUUUAAAUGUGAGCAUGUGAUUUUAUUUCUUAAAUGCUUAUAAUAAAAGUGUUUCAAAGCUUCA
This is a messenger RNA of Danio rerio (zebrafish), 4730 nucleotides long. The record is from RefSeq and is a predicted model, not a curated record. Lineage: Eukaryota; Metazoa; Chordata; Actinopteri; Cypriniformes; Danionidae.